AUGCCUGAAGUCACAGGCUUUGCCAUCUUCAUCUCACACACGUGGCGGACCUUAUCAACGCACAAAUACUGGUACUUGCUUGUGCGACAUGGUUGGCUUCGAGUUCUUCCACUGAUGUUCAAUAGAGGCUUCAACCUGCAUGGGGUGGAGUUUGAGGCGCCUGCAAGUUUGUGGGUUUGGCUAGUCAGCUCGCUGGCUCUCAUUGUCGGGCUACGGAUCAGCCCUUACAUGCCAGCCAGAUCGGAAGCAUGCUUCCUGGAUAUGAUCAGCAUCAAUCAAGUGGACAAAGAGCUUAUGCAAAAAGGUAUCUUUGGCAUUGGCGGCUUCUUGCAGGUGACGAAGGAGAUGGUUGUCCUUUGGAGCCCACCGUAUUUCUCGAGACUCUUG
Molecule: messenger RNA, 387 nt
Organism: Symbiodinium necroappetens
Lineage: Eukaryota; Dinophyceae; Suessiales; Symbiodiniaceae
Source: the annotation of a GenBank genome assembly